This is a messenger RNA of Sus scrofa (pig), 2852 nucleotides long. It is a transcript of the gene TMEM175, whose product is annotated as transmembrane protein 175. NCBI's taxonomy places the organism in Eukaryota, Metazoa, Chordata, Mammalia, Artiodactyla, Suidae. Gene Ontology annotation, molecular function: proton channel activity; potassium channel activity. The record is from RefSeq and is a predicted model, not a curated record.
GCCGCGCCGGGCGGCUGCGAGUGCGCGGAGCUGGGCGUGGACGCGAGGGUGGGCCGGGUAACGGGCUUCUGGCGCCGAGCUCGAGGAGGGAGCCCGGCGCCCAACCGUUUGCACGCGGCGGUUUCCGCGGAGGCUGGUGUCCAGGGGCUCCCGGUGCCCGGCCGCGCAGAGCCGGUCUGUGUAAGCCGAGCGCCGGGGGGCCCGCGGCGUCCGUCUAUUUAUUGAGUUGGUUGCCUAUAAAAGACCGAAAAGCAUCAUUUUAAAAGCUCAGUUUUGACGCUUCUGUGGAAAAAUCAUUUCUGGCAGCACUGGAUCCAGAAUCCCGUGUGUGACCCAUCACCUAGAGCUUCCCCCCCCCCCAGGCCCCACCAUGUCCGGGCCGCAGACCCCAGAGCCGGCCCUCGACAGGCAGGGAGACUGCUCCACAGGCUCUGGGGACGAGGGUGCUGCCGACGGGAUCCAGCACUCCCAUCGCAUGCUCAGCUUCAGCGACGCGCUGCUGUCCAUCAUCGCCACUGUCAUGAUCCUGCCCGUGACCCACAUGGAGAUCACCCCGGAACAGAAGUCUGACAAGAGCGUACAGAACCUUCUAGCAACCAGGAUUGCUGUCUACCUAAUGACGUUCCUCAUUGUGACCGUGGCCUGGGCAGCACACACCAGACUGUUCCAGAUCGUUGGGAAAAUAGAUGACACACUUGCCCUGCUCAACCUGGCCUGCAUGAUGACCAUCACCUUCCUGCCGUUCACCUUUUCCUUGAUGGUGACUUUCCCCGAGGUGCCUCUGGGCAUUUUCCUGUUCUGCGUGUGCGUGAUCGCCAUUGGGGCCAUUCAGGCACUGAUCGUCGUGUACGCCUUCCACUUCCCCCACCUCCUGAGUCCCCAGAUCGAGGACUCCGCGCACAGGGCCCUGCACCGCCGGCACAUCCUGGGCAUCAUCCUCCAGGGGCCCACGCUGUGCUUGGCCGCGGCCUGCUUCUCCCUGUUCUUCUACCCCGCGUCAUACCUGCUGAUGGCGACAGUCGUCUUUCUCCCCUACGUCAGCAAAGCCGCCGGCUGGUGCAGGGACAGGCUUGCAGGCUCCAGGGAGCCCCCAGCCCACAGCCUGGAGUUCUUCACCUUCGACCUGCAUGAGCCGCUGAGCAAGGAACGGGUGGAAGCCUUCAGCGACGGGGUCUAUGCCAUCGUGGCCACGCUGCUCAUCCUGGACAUCUGCGAGGACAACGUCCCCGACCCCAAGGAGGUGAAGGCGAAGUUCGGUGGCAGCCUGGUGGCAGCGCUGGGCACGUCCGGGCCGCAAUUCCUGGCCUACUUCGGCUCCUUCGUCACGGUGGGCCUGCUCUGGUUCGCCCACCACUCACUCUUCCUGCACAUCCGCAAGGUCACGCGGCCCAUGGGGCUUCUCAACACGCUGUCGCUGGCCUUCGUGGGCGGCCUGCCCCUGGCCUACCAGCAGACCUCGGCCUUCGAGAAGCAGUCCCCCAGAGAGCUGGAGAGCGUGCGAGUUAGCUGCGCCAUCAUCUUCUUCGCCAGCAUCUUCCAGUUUGCCAUCUGGACCACCGCGCUGCUGCAGGAGGGGGAGACGCUGCAGCCCUCGGCCCGGUUUGGGGGCCGGGAGCACGCGUUCAUGUUCGCCAAGCUCGCGCUGUACCCCUGCGCCAGCCUGCUGGCCUUCGCCUCCACCUGCAUCCUGAGCAGGUUCAGCACAGCCAUCUUCCACAUCAUGCAGAUCGCCGUGCCCUUCGCCUUCCUGCUGCUGCGGCUCUUGGUGCGCCUGGCGCUGGCCGCCCUGCGUGCCCUGCGGGGCCUCACCCGGCCAGGACGCACCCAGCCGGCACCCAGGGCCAUGGACGAUGCGCGGGCCCCGCUCCUCCCUGCGCCCUGCUAGUGCCAGGCCCUGGCCCCCAGCCCAAGGUUGGCUCUCAACUCCUCUUGUGAGACCUCAUGUUCGACCCCAGAGCCCUCAGCGUGUUUCCGCUUUUGCAGAGAAAGCCUCCUGGGAGCUUCAGUUGUGUUGCAUGUGCCCGUGUCUGUCCUCCACCCCGCUGCCUCCAUCAAGCUAAGAUGAGGCCCAGGGGUGGCUGGGGUCCAGCCGGGAGCCCUGGGCAGGUGUGACAUGGCCCCAGGUCAACCGGCAGCAAUCCCUCCCCUGGGGCUCCCGUCCCUGCAACAUGCCUCAGGCGAAGACACAGGCGCCAGCAAGGGGACAGGGUGCCCAGACUGUAUUUGUCCCAGAUGGCAAUCACGGCCAUCCUCACGCAGUGGGAAGUUGCACAGGAGGGAGGGAGGGCGCCCUUGCAGCCCCUCUGAGCGCAGCCUCGCUUAGCUCGAGGCCACGUCCUCCCAGACCCUAUUCACGGACAGUUCCUGUCAACCAACGGGCCACAGAGCAGACGCGCGCUGGCUCCACCCUGCGGAUGGGCACAAGGGGUGUGAGUCGGACACUGGGGGUGGGUGCUGUUAAGAUGCACGGGUCUGGGCAUUUGGGGCACAAGCUGGCCGGGCCAUGUCUGAGGCCAAGUGUCAGGGCCAAGCCACCACCCAGGGUGGCAGAGGACCAGCAUGGUCAGGGGAGGGGUGGGCUCAUGGACCCUCUUCCAGGCCUCGGGGGAUUCCCAGCAGCUUGCUCAAUGGGGGUCAGUUCCCUCCACGGUCUGGGCCAGCUGGGUUCGGGAGCUUGGUGUAGGGGCCCUGGCAGCCAUGGCUUCAUUCCAUGACCUGAGUUUCCACGUGGACAAGCACUGGGACCACACAGGUCCCAUCUGCCAAGCAGACAGAACCGGGCAUUGACGUGGCAGGUAGGAGCAAAGCACUGUGUCGACCUUGGUCAUUAAAGCUGCUCCCUGUUCACACUC